This is a messenger RNA of Adelges cooleyi (spruce gall adelgid), 2747 nucleotides long. Its product is annotated as peptide transporter family 1-like. The transcript is spliced from 15 exons. NCBI's taxonomy places the organism in Eukaryota, Metazoa, Arthropoda, Insecta, Hemiptera, Adelgidae. Gene Ontology annotation, molecular function: dipeptide transmembrane transporter activity. Gene Ontology annotation, cellular component: membrane. Gene Ontology annotation, biological process: transmembrane transport; oligopeptide transport. The record is from RefSeq and is a predicted model, not a curated record. Bases 253 to 2460 code for a protein of 735 amino acids.
AUUUGAGGAAAAAAGGGAUACUAUAUUAUGAUUAAUGAAUGCUUUUCCAGAUAAAAUAUUACGUGGAUGACUCAGAUAUACCGUGUCAACAGUUGUUUGCCGACGUUUCGGACACUUUGUUAAGUCCAUCUUCAGGGCUGCGAUGGACACGAGUCACGACUGUUGAACUAUUGACACUGAUAUAUUUGAAAGUCAUCCAUGUGAAACGUACACUUCUUAUGUCAAAAAUUUGAUAACAUUUGUUCUGUUGUGAUGGAUUUAAAACUAAAAAGUUCUUUUACAUCAAAAAUACCUAACUAUUUUACCUUUACCAGUAAUGUCACAACAUCACACGAGAAAAAAGACGAUGGUUUAGUAGCAGACACUAAAAAACGUACCUUCGACCCUAAAUUAAAUUUUCUUCAGGCUUAUCCUAAAUCAGUAUGGUUUAUUAUUUGUAACGAAUUUUGUGAACGAUUUUCUUAUUACGGCUUACGAACUGUUUUGGUAUUAUAUCUAACAUCUAUACUGCAAUAUGACGCAGACAAAGCUACCAUCAUAUAUCACAUGACAGUUUUUUUGGCCUAUUUUUCCCCAUUAUUUGGCGCUAUACUGUCGGAUUCAUACCUUGGAAAAUUCAAGACUAUCCUGUAUCUAUCAAUUGUAUACGCAAUAGGAAAUUUAGUUGUGACGGGGGCGUCUAUGGCAAGUUGUUUCAGUUUGUUAAAUCAGAGGAACCUUGCAUUGCUGGGGCUGAUUUUAAUUUCUAUUGGUACAGGAGGUAUCAAGCCAUGUGUAUCAUCAUUUGGAGGUGAUCAAUUUGUACUCCCGGCUCAGGAAAUUUAUCUUCAAAAAUUCUUUUCAAUAUUUUACUUCUCAAUCAAUGCUGGUGCCUUAAUAUCAACUUCAAUAACUCCAGAACUUCGGAAAGAUGUCCAAUGCUUUGGACGAGAUUCGUGUUAUCCCUUAGCUUUUGGUUUACCUGCAGUACUGAUGGUAGUUUCAACUAUCGUAUUCAUAAGCGGUAAGCGAUUAUACAAGAUCAAAAAACCAGAAUCCAACGUCAUUGUGAUGGCUUCAAAAUGUAUUUAUAGUGCAUUAAAAAAUAAAAUCAAACUAGCUUCAGAUAGUAGUAAAAAAGACAACUGGUUGGAUUACGCCGACAGCAAUAUAUACUCAGAAAGUGAAAUUGCAGACGUACGAUCAGCUCUAAACGUAAUAUAUUUAUUCAUACCGUUUCCAUUUUUCUGGGCAUUAUUUGAUCAACAAGGUUCACGAUGGACAUUGCAAGCGACGCUAAUGAAUGGUAGAUUUGACUUCCUUAAGUGGACAAUGAAACCCGAUCAAAUGCAAGUUGUCAACCCACUAUUAGUUUUAUUUUUCAUCCCUUUAUUUGAAACCGCUGUUUAUCCUUUGCUAAAAAAGAUCGGUAUCCGGAAGCCAUUGCAAAAAAUUACAUUGGGCGGAGUUUUGGCUGCUAUUGCUUUUGUAUGCUCCGCUAUUUUACAGUUCAAUAUUAUUGGUGGAACCACGGAGAUAUCGACGGGAGAAAGUAGACUGAUAAUAUUUAAUGGAUUUAACUGCAAUGUGAAAAUGAAUUCUACACAAUUACCUAUUCUUGAUGUUAUUAAGCCUUUGGAUAUGAUAGAUAUUAAAUAUGAACUUGCUUCUAAUGAAAAAGUCAUACCAGUAAACUUCACGUUUGAUAAGUCAUGCUCCUCCAAAAAUUUGCCGGAAACAUUUUCAGGAGAGGUGGUAGUCACUGAAGAAAAGGAGUCGUUAUACUUUUUAAGUAGUACCGGUGAUAAAAUCGAAUUGAAGAGAAUUAACAAAGACCAUAAUAUGUCAAAACGGAAAAAUGGUAACCCAAUAAUCAAUGUGUUGUACAGCGAAAAUCUGUCAAAUAAAGUUGUUACUCUGCAUAAUAUAGAGAGUAAAUCGUCACAUGUAGACAUUACUCUAACAUCAUUCACGGAAGUAAAGGAAUUACCAUACGGAAAAUACGAAGUAUUUCUUGAAGGCCAAAGACUUCCCACAGAUGUAUAUUUAUUACCAUCAAGUGUGAAUACUCUUAUAAUAGAACAAAACUCUACGAAUGUUAGUGACAAUUUAGUGGUUUUGGAAGAAGGUAAUUAUAUUCACAUUCUAUGGCAACUUCCACAGAUUAUUCUUAUGUCAGCUGCAGAAAUAAUGUUUUCGAUCACUGGUCUAGAAUUCUCAUUUACACAAGCGCCAGUUAGCAUGAAAUCAUUAUUAGCUGCUGUAAACCUAUUAACAGUGUCACUAGGCAAUUUAAUCGUGGUGUUCGUGUCUGAAGUUCGAUUUUUCGAAAAUCAAGCUCACGAGUACCUUCUGUUUGCUGGAUUAAUGAUCUGUGACAUGGUAGUAUUCGCAUUUAUGGGUUUGAAAUACAAGUAUAAAACUUUUAGCAGUGAAAGUGUAGCUGAUGACGCCCCACGCGAAGAAAAUAAACAAUGUUGAUAUGCUUUUUGACCUUUUACCAGUUUAGCUUAACAAUUAAGUAGAGUUUAAUAAAACUAAAUUAUUUAAAUCAUAAGCCAAACUGACGAGAACGACCAGUGUAUUAUUUUAUUUGUUAAUUGUCUACCAGUAAAAUUAGUGUAAUUGAUGUUUUAAAAUUGUAUUUAUUGAUAUGUUCCAUGUAUUUUUCAUGAACAUCAUUACUUUAUUUUUUAUUAUAUUUUAUGUGUUAUUAGCUAAAUGUACAAGUAUGUAGUUAUAAUAAAGUUUAUAAACUAUGAUUAUUA